CGGUAUACAGUUAAAGAAACACAGGUAGCCUAGGCCUGUGCUUUGUCGAAGUAAAUAACUGAAUUACUGUAUAAUUGAUUUAAAAGACUAUUAAUAUAUUGAAAUAUAAAUUGAAGGAAACUAGGCUUUUUACUACUUCUGUCGUGAAAGUGAAAUUUUGCCGGGAAUGGGGCUUUCAACAACACAGUACUGUACACUUUUUGGAAAAACGUAGGGGAUUGUCUCCCGGUGUAUUUUGCCCAAUCACCACCAGAAAGACCACACUGGAAAUAAGUUUUCUUCAGUGUUUACACCGAGUAUCUUGAAUUUAAAGGGAUAGUGUACCAUACUUCCAACCAAAAUGAAGUCUCUCUGGCUGAGGCUAGCAAUUUUAUGCAUCGUUAUUUUAUCAGUAUUUCUAGAUGUUACACAAGGAAUUAAAUGUACUGCAGCUAAAUCAUGCGGUGAUUGUAUGGUACAAAGUGCAGAGUGUGCGUGGUGCAAGUCUACCACCAUCUCCUCAAACAAAUGUGAUGUUCCAGAAUCAUUGAUUGCCAAAGGCUGCCCAAAAGAAGAUAUAGUGCAACCAAAAUCUGGACUAACUAUAAUCAAGGAUGUUGAAUUGAGUAAUGCAGGUGAUGCUGCCGUUGGUGAGGCUGUGCAGGUGAAACCACAACAAAUAGAGCUUGAGUUGCGACCAGGUGACACAUACCAGGUAGAGGUUAACAUUCGGCAGGCUGAGGACUAUCCAUUGGAUUUGUACUACGUGAUGGAUGUGUCUAGUUCAAUGAUUGAUGAUCUUGCAACUGUUGGAAAACUGGGUAACGAUUUAGCUAGUACAAUGGCAAACAUCACUCGCGAUUUUCGUCUUGGCUUUGGCGCUUUUGUAGACAAGGUUGUCAUGCCCUAUGUGGAUUUGACAAAACUUAAUAAUCCAUGUGAAGGAACUACUCUGUUAGACAAGAAGUGUCAGCCGCCAUUCUCCUUCCAGAACGCCCUCUCACUAACAAAUCAAACUAACCUCUUCCAAGAAGCUGUAAGUGACCUUCAACCUUCUGGUAGUUUGGAUUACCCUGAGGGCGGUCUUGAUGCCCUCAUGCAAGCUGCCUCAUGUCAGGAUAUAAUUGGAUGGCGUGAGAGGGCUCGGCAUCUGUUAUUUUACACUACAAAUUCAGCAUUUCAUAUUGCUGGAGAUGGCAAGCUUGGUGGGAUUGUCAAAGCCAAUGACGGAAAAUGUCACACAAAUCCCGUAACUGGGUAUUACACUAUGCAAGAUCAACUGGACUACCCCAGUGUGAGUCAGCUUAGUCAGGUUCUAGAGGCCAACAGUAUCUUACCAGUAUUUGCAGUCACUUCUGAUGUUAUAGCUCAGUAUGAGAAACUGCCUGCCUUUUUUCAUGAAGCCGAAGUCACAGAAAUCUCUGAAGACUCGUCAAAUGUUGUGGAUGUCAUAAAAGCUAUUUAUGAUUCAAUUACAUCAAAGGUUGAAAUGGAUGACAAUAUUACAGGAGAUUUGAAGGACUUCAUCUCCGUAAAUUACACUUCUUUUUGCUAUGCGAGUCUAACCGGUAAACCUAACAGCAAAGAAUGUGAGGGGUUAGCAUUGGGGGAUACCAUUAGUUUCUCUCUCAAUAUUACUGUCAAUAAAACACUUUGCGAUGAAGAAAAAAAAUCGAGAAGCUUUAAAGUUGGACCUGUAUCAUUUGUAGAGAAACUGGAUAUUUUGGUGAAGGCGAUUUGUGACUGCGAUUGCGAGCAGAAUAAGGAACCUGUCUCACCAAAAUGUACAGAUGGUAAUGGGACUUUUGUGUGUGGUGGUUGUGUUUGCAACAAGGGGCGGUCAGGAGCAUUUUGUGAGUGUGAUCAGGAGGAAAGCGAAGAGAUCGAUCCAAAAUGUGUCAAGAAAGGGGACGAGGCCCCUUGCUCCAGCCGUGGUCAGUGCAACUGUGGCCUGUGCAUAUGCAGGGACACCACACCGCCACGUUUAGUUCAAGGUGAUUACUGUGAGUGUGAUACUAAUGACUGUAUUGAUCCAAACAGCAACAAAAUAUGUGCAGGUUCAGGAAAGUGUCUGUGUACUCCAAAUGUGAAAAGUAUUUGUGUUUGUGACGAAGGCUUCACAGGUGAAUUCUGUGACUGUUCAAUGUCAAACUACAGCUGUAUUGCACCAAAUGGGGAAUUGUGUAAUGGUAAAGGACAGUGUGACUGUGGUAAAUGCGAUUGCAUUGAUGGCUUCGAUGGCAAGACUUGUGAAUGUGGAGAUGAAUGCGAGUCUGAAUGUGAAGCAAAUCAAGCAUGUGUGAAGUGUGAAUUUGAGGAAGGGGAAUACUUUGUAAACGGUCAAUGUGAUGAAAAGUGCAAAAUGAAAUAUCGAAAAGUUAAAGUAUUAGAAGAUACAGUUGGAAAUGCACGUAAAUGCAAAUAUACUGAUGAGAACCAGUGUGUGGUGACUUAUACACAAGAGAUCUUGCCUGACGGAACUCUAGAGCUAAUCAUCAAGGAAGAUCCUGAGUGUUAUGGUGGUCCUGAUGUCCUGUGGAUUAUCAUUGGUAUUAUCAUUGGGAUCAUUCUGGUUGGAUUAGCUCUGUUGUUAAUCUGGAGAUUGCUAACAUUCAUCCAUGAUAAGAGAGAAUUUGAGCAGUUUGAGAAAGAACGCCAAGAAGCUAAAUGGGAAGGGGGACAUAACCCACUUUACAAGCCAUCUACAUCCACCUUCAAGAACCCUAUGUAUGCUGCCAAGCAAAACAGUUGAUCAGCUCACUGCUUCUCCAUAAUGCUUUGAUGAGGGUGGAAAUCCAAUAUUUAAGUCUUCAGUCACAACCACCAUGAAUCCAAUGUUUGGUAGCAAGGACGAUGAGACCAAACAGCUUAAGUUUGAUGUAGAAUAGUCACAUUUAUGAAUUAAAUUAAGACAAUUUGUAAUCAAUAAUAUUUGAUGUUCAUACAGUAGAUAGAUCGAGAAACGAAAUCAAAGAUAUAUUGAGUGAAAUAGACCAAAGAUAAUAGAAUGCAAAUAAAGCUCAAGUAUGAGUCCUAAUCAUGCAGUGUUGUUAUUUAAAGAGGUGAGGUUACCGAGAUUUGUGGCUUUGAGCUUCUUACCUUCCAACGGUCCUCAGACCUUCACCUUGUAAAAUUGCAUUUGAAUACACAUAAGCUCUGUUCACUCCCUCUACACUAUUUGUGUAUAAAAUUUGUGGGAUGUGCCCAUAUAUAGGCAUGAUGGUGUCAUAUUACACCCAAAUAUGGGCAUAUUACAUUUAUUUGUCACAUACAAUUGGUAGUGCAGACAACUAAUUUAAAACUUGGAAUGGGCAUGAUGAUGGGAUAUUACAGUUAAAUGUUUGUCACAUAAAAUUUGGUUGUGCAAACAAAGCUUAAGAUUGAAUAAGUUUAACUUUGUAACAAAUUAAGAAAAUGGACUUGGAAUGAUAUGAGAAAAUGCAAUACCUGCAAUGUUCCUCAUUCUUGUGGCAUUUAUUCGCUACAUUUAAGAAUAUGUAAUAAGGUAGCAAUGCAGUCAUAUGGUAAAGCUACUGAAGCUGUGAAAGGCACCAGUGCACUGACAAUUAGAAAUUUAAUAAUUUUUAUAUAAAUAUAACUUUCAAAAAGUUUGUGUCUUCCUGACAUGAAAAGGUCUUUGACAAUUUUAGUCGUCUUCAAAUUUGUAUAAUUUGUUAUUACAAAAGAGUGUGCAGUGUUAAAAUGACAAUGCUUACUAGGAUGUGGUAUUUUUAGCCAAGUUGUUACAUGGAAGUAACACCAGAUGUUAUAAUGACCAGAUUCUUAGCUUGGAUUUAAAUUUAAUCACCUUUUUUACUUAAUGCUUAUGUUUUAUAUCCUGUUUUUUAAAUGGUCUUUAAUUAAUGCAUAUCAUUUUUCAAACAAUUUUUUUUCAUUUCGUUUUUUGAAAAAUUAAUUAUUUUGCUUUUUGCUUUACUGCUUACACAAUGUGUCAAUGUAAUUACUUAAUCAGAACAAUAUUUUAAUAUUUAUUAUCAACAAUUAAGUAAACAAGAAAGGUGUGGCUGUAUCUCCACAGGCCUAAUCUUUCCUUGCCUAUGAGUAUGCCUAAGAAUAUGUAUAACCACAAUGUGAUACACAAGUAAAAGUGAGAGACACCAAUUGCAUAUUUCCCAUUUCCUGCUUUCUUAUAACAAUUCCCAAAAUAUUCAACUUAUGGUAAUAGACAAUGUCAUUAACCUGGAUGUAUGCAUAUCUAUUGAUCAACAAGUGGUUGCAAAACCAUACAGUUAGUUGAAAACAAAACAAAACAUUAGGAAAGUUGAACACAAUCACUUUUGUUUUCAUAUAAUUUUGUAUGUUCAUUUUAAAACAGGUUUUGCUGAAUAUUAAAAAUGAAUACUGCAUAAAGUAUGUACCGCAAUGUGCACAGUAUUAACAUGUUUUCUUCAAAUUACUUAUUAAAUGACUUGUUAAUAAAUGAUGAAUAGAUUCUUGUUGAGACUAAUUUUCUAUAAUUUAUUGAUAAAUUGAAAGUCACACUUACAUAGACACUUACUUUUUUAUAAUACAUUUUAUCUAUGAUUUUUAUACAUAUUAUAUGUGUAUGCAUAGUAUCUAUAGUUAGCAUAUUUAGUGAUGCAAUUUUAAAACUUGAACUAGCCCUAGAGUUUGGUAUGUAGUAGAUAUGAAUAACAUAAGAUGAUAAUAAUACAGUAGGUAAAAUAACUUUUCUCACCUUGUUUAAUUUAUUAUAAUUAUGAUAAUUUAUUAUAAUCCUGUAGAAUUUUAUUUGUAAAGUAAUAUUUUGUUUACUUAUGUUGCCAUGACAAGCAAAUAAAUGUCUUGUUUACAAUCAUUGUAUAUAGAUUUGGUUUGUAGGUGCUAGCAAUUUUUGUAUGCAUGUGUGUUUAUAUGUUUGAUGCAAUGUAUGAUAUUAAAGCAUUUUUAGAUUUAUUCAGUGUACAGUAUAACAUUUUCAUAGAGAAUUGCAACUAUUUCGUAAUAUUUACAGUUGUUAUGUUGCCAUAACUCGGUCAACUCCUAAUUUUUCAAAACAUUCUCUAUGCUCUCUUUUUGAGGCAUCUAAUAUUAGGCAUGUAGUAUUUGGCUAUAAUAUGUCAACAAUUGCUGUUAUAUUGAGAUUGUUACAUGAUCAUAACGUUUAUGUGUUUGCCUACAUGAUAGAUCGAUAUUAUAGGCAUAUAGUAUAGCUCACCAUCAUUUCAAAUAUCCUAUAGGCUAAGACAUUAUUUUUUUCACAAUUUAGCUUUUAUUCUGCUUUUAGCUACAAUCAUCUUCAUACAGUACAGAAAUAUAGAUUACAAAUAAAGUUGUGAGAGUAAAA
Molecule: messenger RNA, 5287 nt
Organism: Anneissia japonica
Lineage: Eukaryota; Metazoa; Echinodermata; Crinoidea; Comatulida; Comatulidae
Product: integrin beta-1-like
Exons: 26
Coding region: 341-2731 (796 amino acids)
Biological process (GO): cell adhesion mediated by integrin; cell migration; cell-matrix adhesion
Cellular component (GO): cell surface; focal adhesion; integrin complex
Molecular function (GO): integrin binding
Source: RefSeq, a predicted model, not a curated record